Molecule: messenger RNA, 1305 nt
Organism: Saprolegnia parasitica CBS 223.65
Lineage: Eukaryota; Oomycota; Saprolegniomycetes; Saprolegniales; Saprolegniaceae
Exons: 1
Coding region: 7-1305 (432 amino acids)
Molecular function (GO): oxygen binding; heme binding; oxidoreductase activity
Source: RefSeq, a predicted model, not a curated record
ACCACCAUGGGCAGCGGACUCUCGGUCGAGGAAAAUUCAAUGUUGUACGUCGACGCGCACGGGGCACUCGGCCUCAAAGAGACGUAUGUCGCACCGCUCGAGGCCUCGAUGGACCUCGAUAUCAAGCGCCCGCUCGUCACAAAGGAGCACGAAGCGCUCAUCCACAAGCACUGGGCCGUCGUCUGUCGCGGCACGUCGGCCUUUCAGAAGGAGAAGCACUUGACGCCGACCAAGUUUUUUGCGUCGACAUUUUACGCCACGCUCUUCAAGGCCGCGCCGGGCGUCCGUCCAAUGUUCCGGUCGUCCAUGACCGUCCAAGGCAAAGCACUCACGGGCCUCGUUGCGACGUUGGCGACAGUGAUCAAGGCCAACAACGUCGCCGAAGUCUGCAUCAACCUUGCACGCAUGCACGCGCAGUAUGGCGCCACCAGAGCCCACUACACGGGCGUCGGCCUCGCACUUCUCGAGACGCUGCAGGCGGUGAGCGCCAACGAGUGGUCGACCGAGAUCCGCACGGCUUACUUGACGUCAUACUGUCUUCUCUACUAUUUGAUGCUGCCGACGAUCAUUGAGACGCCGCGGCGACCGCUCCAGCCGAGCCUUCCAGGGCACAUUGCGCGCAAGGAGCGUCUUGCCCACGGCGUCAUGAAGCUCUCGAUUGCUCUGGACUUUCCACUGCGGUACCAUGCCGGCGACUCGAUUUUGCUCGGACUGCCACUGCCCAAUGGAGAGGAAGUCCGGCGCAGCUACGCACUCACGAGCUUGUUUGACCCGAGCCACACCAACGCCAUCGACAUUUGCGUCGAGGCGCGAGGGGACGCGUCGCAGUGGCUCGUCGACGCGCCAAUCGAGACCGUUCUCAACGUCUAUUGGAUCAACACGGGCGUGCAUUUCGAGACCGACACGUUUACGAGCAUUCCCCACCGCCUCCUCUUUGUGAGCCACGGCCUCGGCGCCGCGCCCGUCUAUGCGAUGGUGAAAGGCUUGUACGCGAUUCGGAGCCAGUACGAAGGCGACAUUUGCAUGCUCCAAGUGUUUGAGGAGUCGCCCAUUCCGUACUUUCAGAGUGUGUGCUCGGACGGACCGUGGUCCAGCCUCAAGAUUGCGACUGCGACGACGCUGACACAGGAGGCCUUGCUCGAGCUUGCGCCCGAUGUGGCCACGCGCCACUUGUACGUGGCGGGCCCGCCUGCGUUUGUCGACGCCACCUCGCGCCUCUUCCUUGAGAAUGGCGGCGAUGCGCAGAAUUUGGUCGUCUAUUCGUUUGACAACACACCCUUCCUCGCCGACGCGGCGUCCGUGUAG